AGUUUAUUGUAUUUCAAUUUGGAGUAAAGUUGGCAGUGAGUAUAUACAUAGGUGACAAGUAUGCUAUCUUUAAGUACAAUUAUAUUACGAUGGCGUUAAUUAUAUCAAGCUUCGGCAAAAUAUUAUUGAUACUGAUGGUGAUUUGGGAUUAUAACGAAUUAGAAUAUUCCUGGUUGAUAAAUAUUGUGGUGUUGACAUCAAAUUUGGAAGCACUUGCAGUGCUUCUGGAUAUAGAUUAUCUUAAAGCUUUUGGAAUUAUGGUAUUUGGAUUGGGAUUGAAAGUUCUGGCGCAGAU
Molecule: messenger RNA, 295 nt
Organism: Acaulospora morrowiae
Lineage: Eukaryota; Fungi; Glomeromycota; Glomeromycetes; Diversisporales; Acaulosporaceae
Source: the annotation of a GenBank genome assembly